GCAACGGAGAUGGCCGGCGGCGAGGCGACCCUGAUCCAGAAAUCCACCGCCGUCGUCCCAACCGCGCGACCGCCGCCAUCGUCGCCGCGCUUCCUGCUUCCCCGCGCGAGUGGCAACCGUGUUCUUCCGGCCCUGCCACCCCUGCCUCCUCCUCACGAUCUCGUUCUCGACGCCGGGAUCCAGGCAAGAUUCGAUGGCUGGGCUGACAGCACGGAUCUGUGGAGGCACUGGGUGGCCAAGCUCCGGCCGCUGCACGAGCCGCUGUGGCGCGAGCUCGGCAUCCUCGACGGCAUCCUGGCGACCACGUACCGCGUGCGCCGGGAGAGCGAGUGCGCGCUGCUCCACCCCUCGACCAACACCUUCGUGUUCCCCUGGGGCGAGGCGACGGUGACGCUGGAGGACAUGGCCGCGCUCGCGGGCCUGCCCAUCCACGGCUUCCCCGUGCGCGAGCCUCGGUACUCCGACAAGCUUGUUGAGAUCGAGAUGGCGGACGAGUGCGCGCUCGCCGUCGUCCGCGCUGUCCUGCUGAUGGAUCAGCGCGAGGGCGGCGCCGGCGCCGGCGCCAGCUGGGCGGAGCACUUCCUUCAUCAGCACCGGCACCACCAGGCAAAGGAGGCAGGCGGCGGCCGUGACGAGCGGGAGCAGCGCCUUGAGCACGCUGCGUUCCUGUCUCUGUGGCUGGCUCGCUUCGUGCUCCGGGCGCCGUCGUCCGACAACUCCGCCGGCUCCGACGACAUCGUCCCCGGGGAGGAGGUGCUCCCCGUCGCCGUCCGCCUGGCGCACGGCCACAGCGCGGCUCUCGCGCCCGCGGCGCUCGCCAGCAUCUACAGCGAUCUCUCCGCGCUCCACCGCCACUUCAUCCACUCCAAGCGAACGGAGGCGCCGUCGGUCUCGGCGCCGAUGCACAUCCUGCAGCUCUGGGUCUGGGAGCGCUUCCCCGAGCUGCGCCCAGCGACGGCAACAAGCGUAGUCCAGGCGGACUCCACCGACGCCGACGGUGAGGACGAUCUCCUGCCUAGGGCUGCCCGGUGGCACGACGUCCACCGGGCGCUGGACCCGGGCUACGCUCGCGCGGUGUUCAUGGCACCAAAGCAGUUCCAGUGGCGGCCCUACGACGGCAGUAGCUUCUGGGAGCGUCGUCGUCGUCGUGGCCGUGGCGGAUCAGCUAGGGCACCGCUAUCCUUUGCACGGUGUCUGCAGGCUUGCGAGCUCGUGGGCGUGGACGACGUCGUCGAGCAGUACAAUCCUCACCGCGUCGCCAGGCAGCUCGGCUUCGACCAGGACGUUCCGGGGACGGUCACCCGACUGAACACCAAUCUCUGGGAGAGAGCAUGGGAAACAUACACUGCUGAAGCAGAAGAUUAUGCGUUCGCCAUUCCGAGUGACGAGCCCGGUGUGACUGAUGAGUAUGCUCAGUGGUGGAAGCCGUACUCAGUGGCAUGCGCUAUUGCCGUCGAGGAGAGGGAUGCCUUAGCAUCAAAUAGAGAGUUAGAUUCUCUCAUGGAAGAAACCAGCAACAAGGGAUCAGCAGGAAACAAUGAGGGAUCGUCUAGCAGAAAUGAUACUAGAGGACCAAAAUGGGCAGUUGGGACGAUGGAAAUGAUACAAAGGGCAUCAGUGAAUCGGCAGGCUGAAAUGGCUGGAUCCAGGGAACUCGUUGCAAAACUGGUGAAAGAGAUUCAGGGGCGCCUAGCUAUAGACAUCGAGCAAUCCGAGAAGUAA
Sorghum bicolor (sorghum) is the source of this 1722-nucleotide messenger RNA. RefSeq lists its product as uncharacterized. The transcript is spliced from 3 exons. Lineage: Eukaryota; Viridiplantae; Streptophyta; Magnoliopsida; Poales; Poaceae. The record is from RefSeq and is a predicted model, not a curated record. Gene Ontology annotation, biological process: meristem maintenance; meristem development. Bases 10 to 1722 code for a protein of 570 amino acids.